AACGCGACCCUCCGUAUCGUAGUCCCGCGCUCUCCGCGUUUCCUGGCGACCUGCGGGCCUCGGGCUCCGCAGAGGAUGGGCCCUCCUCUGGACGUGUGGGACUUCUCCUCGCCUUUGCUGUCGCUAUGGAUGAACAGGUUCUACAUCUAUCUGGGCUGUGCUCUGGGAGUGACCCUCUGGGUCUGUGUCCAGAUCAUCAUCAAGAAACAGGUCACUCGCUCCCAGGAGAAAAGUGUCCCAGGCACUCUGGACAGCGCCCUCCCACUUAAGAAGAAGCAGACACAUGUGUGUGGAGUGAAGAUUUUCUAUGGAUCACAGACAGGUACUGCCAAGGGAUUUGCAGCGAUUCUUGCCAAGGCAGUCACCUCUCUGGACCUGCCUGUAGCUGUUAUUAAUCUGAAGGAGUAUGACCCCGACGACAGCCUGAUUGGAGAGAUCACUAAUAAACAUGUGUGCGUCUUCCUGGUUGCUACGUACACGGACGGCCGCCCUACAGAGAGUGCAGAGUGGUUUUGCAAGUGGUUAGAGGAAGCGGCUAAUGAUUUCCGCUUUGGCAAAACCUACCUGAAGGGUCUGAGGUAUGCAGUGUUCGGCCUGGGAGACUCUGCCUACCGGAGCUACUUCAACAAGGUCAGCACAAAUGUUGAUAAAUGGCUCUGGAUGCUCGGUGCCCAGCGGAUGAUGACCCGAGGGGUGGGCGACUUCAACGCAGCUCAGAGCAAACAUGGCAGCAUCGAGGCCGACUUCACAUCCUGGAAGACCAAAUUCAUCUCCCGGCUGCAGGCCCUGCAGAGAGGGGAGAAAAAGGCCUGCAGCAAAGACUGCAAGAGAGGGAAAUGCGAAUCAGCGCAGCCCGGCCCAGGAGAGAGGCAGCCUCACCUGCAAGGUGGAUUGCAGCCUAGGGAUGCUGAGGAAGAGGAGCCCUGCGAGAGCAGCAGUGAGGACGAGUCUGGGGCCCAGGAUUCUCAGAGCCUGAAUUCCGUGGUCGACGUCGAGGACCUGGGCAACAUCAUGAACCCCACGAAGAAGGAAAAGAGAGAAAAGGCUCCCCAGGGGCAGGAAGCUGUGGUGCAGAGGAACACGGAGAAGAAAGAGGGCAGCGAAGGAAGGCCUAUGAUAACGCCCGCUCUGCGAGAGGCCCUAACGAAACAAGGGUACCAGUUGAUUGGCAGCCACUCUGGUGUGAAGCUUUGCAGGUGGACAAAGUCGAUGCUGCGGGGCAGAGGAGGCUGCUACAAACACACAUUCUACGGCAUUGAGAGCCACCGCUGCAUGGAAGCCACCCCGAGCUUGGCGUGUGCGAACAAAUGCAUCUUCUGCUGGCGGCACCACACCAAUCCUGUGGGCACCGAGUGGCGGUGGAAGAUGGACCAGCCAGAACUCAUCUUGAAGGAAGCUGUGGAGAACCACCGGCACAUGAUUAAACAGUUCAAAGGCGUGCCAGGGCUCAAGGCAGAGCGAUUUGCGGAGGGGAUGGAAGUCAAGCACUGUGCACUGUCGCUCGUGGGCGAGCCGAUCAUGUACCCAGAGAUCAACAGGCUUCUGAAGCUGCUCCACCAGCAGGGCAUCUCCAGUUUCCUCGUGACCAACGCGCAGUUCCCUGAGGAAAUCAGGAACCUCAUACCAGUCACUCAGCUGUACGUGAGCGUGGACGCUAGCACCAAAGACAGCCUGAAGAAGAUUGACCGGCCGCUCUUCAAGGAUUUCUGGCAGCGGUUCCUAGAUAGUUUGAAAGCCUUAGCUGCAAAGCAACAACGAACAGUCUACAGACUGACACUUGUCAAGUGUUGGAACGUGGAUGAACUUCAGGCCUACGCUGAGCUGGUGUCCUUGGGGAACCCCGACUUCAUAGAGGUCAAGGGCGUGACCUACUGUGGCGAGAGUGCAGCCAGCAGCCUCACCAUGGCCAAUGUGCCCUGGCAUGAGGAAGUUGUCCGGUUUGUCCACGAGCUGGUGGAUCUGCUUCCUGACUAUGAAAUCGCAUGUGAACAUGAGCACUCCAACUGCCUCCUGAUUGGACACAAAAAGUUUAAGAUUGAUGGAGAGUGGUGGACGUGGAUCGAUUACGGCCGCUUCCAGGAGCUCGUCCUACAGCACGAAGAGAGUGGAGGCUCAAAGACGUUCAGCGCCAGCGACUACAUGGCCAGAACCCCGCAGUGGGCACUGUUCGGUGCCAGGGAAAGAGGCUUUGAUCCCAAAGACACGAGAUACCAGAGGAAGAACAAAACGAAGGACAUUUCCGGAUGUUGAGCUUAUCUGAGUUAAAAAUCUCCAAAGAUAAAAGCUGCCUGGCUCCACAGGGUCCUCAAGCCCCAUCACAGUCCCCAGGGCCAAACUUCAGAGCCGUGUCUCACAGAGACUGACACCACCAGCCAAC
Molecule: messenger RNA, 2377 nt
Organism: Acomys russatus (golden spiny mouse)
Lineage: Eukaryota; Metazoa; Chordata; Mammalia; Rodentia; Muridae
Product: S-adenosyl-L-methionine-dependent tRNA 4-demethylwyosine synthase TYW1
Exons: 16
Coding region: 76-2250 (724 amino acids)
Biological process (GO): wybutosine biosynthetic process
Molecular function (GO): 4 iron, 4 sulfur cluster binding; catalytic activity; FMN binding
Source: RefSeq, a predicted model, not a curated record